GCCACGAUCCAAAUAAAUAACGACAAAAAAUGUCACCACAUCCCACAUCAAUUCACGUCCUGUAUUUGUGCAAUAUUCAGCACAAUACCGUUUCAGAUGAGGUGUUUGUUGGUUAUGCAAUGCAAUAACAACGUUCAUGGUUCUUUUUCUUGAAGCGAGUUCAAAUUACAAACUACGUCAUUCAGUAGAAAAUUGCGGUGUUAGCGAGAGUGAGAGUGGGCAUCCAUGAUGUUCGUAACCACCUGUUAAAAUCAAAGAAACAAAAGUGGCUGGAAGACACAAAAAUAACCGUGGCCUUCGGGUCUUAUGGAUUCCAAAAUCACACAAGAAGAAAAAGAAUAAAUAUUACGUGUCACACGUAGACUCCGAUUCACCUACACGUUCAAUUAUGUCCGGAGAUUCACCCAACGCUUUCACAAAUGAAAACGUCUUCGAUUUUAAAGAAGGCCGCUCCUCGCCGGCCCCAACCACCUCAAAAGAUCACAAUCAAAGCGGUGUGGUAACAGCGUCGGUGCUUGUCGAACCGCAAAAAGAAAAAGAAAAAAGUAAAGACAAAGACAAGGAAGAGGAGGAUGAGCCUGAUUUUUCAUCGCCAACACUCAAUCCUGAAGAUAAGGAAAACCGGCGUCGGUCGGAUGCCGAUAAAACGCUGGAGUUAAACGAUCCGAAAUACGACGACGAUAAAGGCAAAAAAGAGGAACAAAACCUACUCAACGGUGGAUUGGACCGACUGCCGAAUCCCUACGCCAGGUCCAAAGAGCUGGGCGAAGAGGACAGUGAGGACGACACGUGCAUUGUGAAUUGUAUAUAUUACACAAUGGAAUGUUGUAAAUGUUCCAUAGUUUAAUGGAGUGUAGGUAAUAAUAUUGUGAUAUUGUAUUCGUCGAUUUCAUCGUGCCUCAUUCCUAAUUAAGAAAAAUGUUGGAGUUGUUAGGUAUGUCUGGUGCAGUACCUUGAGAAAUAAAUCUUAUUGUACAAUUUGUGGCACUGUGAGCGUUCCAUUACAUAAAAUAAAAUGUAAACAUACCUAUUUUACUAGUAAAUUGAAAUUAUAAAUGAGUGAUAACUUGUAAAUUUCAAGACUGACAAUCUUUUAAUCAUAUCAAAUUGUGAACAAAUUUUUUCACAUCGUCUCCCUUGAGCUAAUUGCAAGCCAACACAUUUGUAUCUUCCUUCAGCUUAUAUUAAUUUGGAAUAUGUAUCAGUAUUGCUUUUUUAUUAACUUUUAAGUAUAAAACACUCAUUUUCAUUUAAGACCUUAAAAGUCAUUAAAAUAAAAAAAAACUAAUGAGAUAAUUCUCAUUAAGGUCCUAAAUGAAGCUUUUAAAUAUUAGUAAUAUUAUGCUAAUUUAUCAAGUAUAUUGCCAGGAUUAAUAAAUAAAGUUAUUUUUUGAAACUAUAUGCCAUACAACAAUGUGUAUUUAUUUGUAUAAAAUUGUAUUUCCUGCAUUUGUAAUAGCGAAGCAGACAAGUGCAAUAAAUUGAUUUGUACGAUA
Tribolium madens (black flour beetle) is the source of this 1496-nucleotide messenger RNA. RefSeq lists its product as uncharacterized. The record is from RefSeq and is a predicted model, not a curated record. The transcript has 2 exons. NCBI's taxonomy places the organism in Eukaryota, Metazoa, Arthropoda, Insecta, Coleoptera, Tenebrionidae. Bases 389 to 847 code for a protein of 152 amino acids.